AUGGAUCAAUCCAUCGUUCUUAAUCUGAUGCAGCUGGGUGCUCCGAAGGUCCUUUUGCUUCGGUGGGUGACAUCUCUGACGUUCCAGCCACGGUUCCAACUUUUCGACCUAUUCUGUGGGGAAGGCAAUAUGGGCAAGACCUGGUGGCCCGUCUUCAAAUGCAAUUUCUGGAUGAUGCUACAUGGUGCCCCGAUCUACACGGUCGAGUUUGCCAAGAACAUGCUUUCGGCAUACAAUGAGUGGAUUCCCGACAGCUGGCUGGAGGCGAUGACACAGUUCCACGACGAGGUCCGGUGCAAUGUGUCCUGGGUGCAUCCAAUCUGA
Symbiodinium sp. CCMP2456 is the source of this 324-nucleotide messenger RNA. The record is from the annotation of a GenBank genome assembly. Lineage: Eukaryota; Dinophyceae; Suessiales; Symbiodiniaceae.